UGUGCGCAGGACGACGCCAGAUUUAACCAGCCUCAAAUAACGCGUGGUACACUUGGAAAACUCCGCCACAACACCGAGGCACACAACCGAAUAAAAGAGAGCCUAGAAGAGUUCAUAUCAAGACAAAGUGGGAUCUUGUGGAGCUGCUCGUACAGCGGGGGAGAGACGAGAAAGACAAGUGCUGGAGCUCAGGCUGGGUAAAGUGACAGGAUGCUUUCUGAUGUCCUAUGUUUGGAUGAUUGGGGAGAGGGCAGAGGGCAUUUGGAGUCAUACCUGUGAGGCCGUCUGCGGGGAAAUGUGCUGACAUCAGAGCUUUGCAUUUUAAAGAGGAGGGUGAGGAGGAUGCUGCAGUGACGCUACAGAAGAAGCUGGGUUUUCAAAGAUCAUAUCGGGCUGUCAGUGUGGAGUAGUGCUGGAGGCUGCGGGGCGGCUGUGUGCUGUGGGAAGUUCCUGAGAGUGCACAGAGGCAGAGUGGCAGUCACUCACAGAGAGACACUUGUACAGAAAGACCGGACUGGCACCCUUUCACGGAAGGAUAUAAAACGCAGUAUCACACCUCCGCCUCUUUGCACGGGCACGUUCGUUGUGGCAGCACCUCAGGGAUUUGAAGGAGGCGGGCAACUGGGGUUAGUGCUGGCAUGGUGGUGGUGUGGCUGCUUCAGGAGUGGGCCUGGCAGGCUGUUCUCUUGGUGACUGGGCUGGCAUCACUGAGCCGUGGGUCUCAUGCGAACAUGUUGGACACCAUGCUGCUGAAGAACGGAUGGAAGGGAGGAUUGGAGCGAAGGGUGGAAGAGAGCAGCAGCAUGGCCACAGUUUCAGCUCAGAACAUGCUUUGGUGUCACUGCUAUCACCACUGCCCCGAAGACUCUGUCAACAAUACGUGCAUGACUGACGGUUACUGCUUCACCAUGGUGGAGGAGGAGGAGGGGGGCCUGGCAGUACUCACUGCAGGUUGUUUGGGUCUUGCCGGCUCCGAGUUCCAGUGCAGAGACACGUGGAAUGCGCGUUCGAGGAGAGCUCUUGAGUGUUGCACGGAUCAAGACUAUUGUAACAGAGACUUGCAUCCUACUCUCCCUCCACUCGUGACGUCAGAUUAUGUUGACAGCAGUAUCCAGUACAUGGCACUCUUCAUUUCAAUCACAGUCUGUAGUAUCAUUCUGGGUCUCAUCCUCGUCUUCUGCUACUUCAGAUAUAAGCGCCAAGAGUCACGGCCACGUUACAGUAUCGAUCUGGAGCAGGAGGAGACCUACAUACCCCCAGGGGAGUCCCUGAAGGACCUAAUAGAGCAUUCCCGCAGCAUCGGGUCAGGCUCUGGGUCAGGACUCCCUCUACUGGUGCAGCGCACAAUAGCCAAGCAGAUUCAGAUGGUUAAGCAGAUUGGAAAAGGGCGAUACGGAGAGGUCUGGAUGGGCAAGUGGAGAGGAGAGAGAGUGGCUGUUAAAGUCUUCUUCACCACAGAGGAAGAGAGCUGGUUCAGAGAGACUGAAAUAUAUCAGACCUUCCUGAUGAGACAUGACAAUAUACUGGGAUUCAUAGCAGCAGAUAUUAAAGGAACUGGCUCAUGGACUCAGCUCUACCUAAUCACAGAUUACCAUGAGAAUGGAUCAUUAUACGACUACCUCAAGUCCAACACCUUAGACAUCAAGGCUCUGCUGAAACUGGCCUACUCCUCCAUAUCAGGACUCUGUCACCUGCACACUGAGAUCUAUGGCACACAAGGCAAACCAGCCAUUGCACACAGAGACCUGAAGAGCAAAAACAUCUUGGUAAAAAAGAACGGAUCUUGCUGUAUAGCAGACCUUGGACUUGCUGUCAAGUUUAACAGUGACACCAAUGAGGUGGAUAUCCCUCCUAACCUACGAGUUGGUACAAAGCGCUACAUGCCGCCUGAAGUGUUGGAUGAGACCUUGAAUAGGAGCUACUUCCAGUCUUUUAUAAUGGCUGACAUGUAUAGUUUUGGCCUCAUCGUUUGGGAGAUGGCAAGACGUUGCAUCUCUGGAGGCAUUGUGGAGGAGUAUCAGCUGCCCUAUCAUGACCUCGUGCCCACUGAUCCUUCUUAUGAGGACAUGAGAGAAGUUGUCUGCAUUAAGAAACAAAGACCUUCAUUUGCUAAUCGCUGGAGCAGUGAUGAGUGUCUGCGGCAGAUGGGAAAACUGAUGUCAGAGUGCUGGGCUCACAACCCGGCCUCCCGCCUCACAGCCUUGAGGGUGAAGAAGACCCUGGCGAAGAUGUUAGAGUCCCAAGACAUCAAACUGUGACAGAGAGUCAAGAGAGAUUCUCUCAUCAGCAGAGACUUGUCACUGCCACUGGCACAGCGCCACUUACACUGGCCAAUAGAAGAAAGGGAAAAAAAAAGAGACUGUGAAUGAUAGGACAAAGGAAACGGACAGGGAGGGUGAUUGAUAGAGAUAAUGGUCGACUGGGAGCCAGACAAAUGAAAGGCAAAAAGAUUUAUUAUGUCAGGGGAGAUCUGCCCUCCCAUUUUCUGAGCCAGGUCUGCCUCAGACCAAGUGUUCAGGUUGUGCUUUCUGUGAAAGCUGAGCGGUUAUAGGUUCCAGACUGUCCAGGUAGGCAGGCGGACAGGGACCCUUGCAGGAGAGGAGGACUAAAAUCCCUCUGAUCAGUUCUAAAAGAGGAUGCUCCUGCUCUGCCCUUUUAAAGCCAUAUAGCAGUAUUCUAUGUACAGUCUUUUGUACUGUCGCAGCUGCCUUCGUGAUUCUUUUAUUUUUAUUCAGUCACCGUCAUCUUCAUACAUAGUGACUGUCAUCCAUCCAAAGAAAUGUCUAAUUUGCGCUCAGUGACCUCAUUGUCAAUGACUAUUAUUAUUAUUAUUAUUAUUACAGAAAAAUGUUGAGUAAGACUAAAUUAACUAAGAAAUAUCCAGCAGAAACAGAUAACAGAUUUUUCUAUAUAGUAUUCCUAUGUACAUUUUAUUUCAAUAUUAAAAGAUGACCUCUGGGUAAAACAUGUCAUUGAUGAAUUUGUGAAUUGUGGUUGUCCUUCAGGCCUUCAGAUCUGAGAGUGAGCUCUCCUUCUUCUGUCUCUUCUUUCUACUCACAAUUCAUUUGUACAUAGCUAAACUGAAAUCUAUUGAUAAUUAUUGCCUUGCUGGAUGUUAAAAUGUGUUUUUGAUGAUUUAUCUGUGUACAGAAUAUGUCCCAUCCACUCUACCACUAUGGCAUGUGCCUUAUUUAAUCUGUACAUAUGUGAUUACUGAGUGUAUGAGUGGAUCUGGAUAACAUUCCCCAAUUAAAACUGUGUCUUGAAGGCUUGUCUAUUUAU
Morone saxatilis (striped sea-bass) is the source of this 3282-nucleotide messenger RNA. It is a transcript of the gene bmpr1bb, whose product is annotated as bone morphogenetic protein receptor, type IBb. Gene Ontology annotation, molecular function: ATP binding; SMAD binding; transforming growth factor beta receptor activity, type I. Gene Ontology annotation, cellular component: plasma membrane; signaling receptor complex. The transcript is spliced from 14 exons. Lineage: Eukaryota; Metazoa; Chordata; Actinopteri; Moronidae. The coding region runs from base 639 to 2258 and encodes 539 amino acids. Gene Ontology annotation, biological process: cellular response to growth factor stimulus; protein phosphorylation; BMP signaling pathway. The record is from RefSeq and is a predicted model, not a curated record.